AUGGGACAGAGGAGGAGUAAUGAAAUUGAGAUAGAGGGAGGGAGUAUGUUCAGCGAGAAAAUGAGAAGAGCUCAAAAAGCUUACUGCGUUAGAGAUUGGAAAGCCUUCAAGCAAAUCUUUGAGGGAGACAAGAAAGAACUGCUCAACAAUUUUGACUUGGUUGGGAACCACGCUCUCAGCAUCGCAAUUCGCAGCCGUGAUCGUAAUCUCUUUAAGGAUUUGCUGGAGAUGCUAUCCGAAGAAGAAAGGUGGCUCGCAUUGACCAAGCCCAGUCGUGGAGGCAACACUAUUCUUCACAGUAUCGCCGCACGAAGAAGAGUGUACAUGGAGAUAAUAGAUUUUAUACUCGACUACGAAAAGGAGGCGGCGGCGGCACUGCCGGAGGAGGAAAACAAAAGGAGAGGGCCGAAAUUACUGGAGAGGAAAAACAGAAGAGGUGAAACGCCACUGUUCAGGGCUGCUGCGUUCGGCAACCUCAAGAUGCUCCACCAUGUGUUCCAUAAGGAGCAUUUUGCAGAAGCAGCUCAGUCCGAGGGUGACGCUUUGAAAAUUCACCAAUACAGCAAUACUGAGACCAUUCUGCAUGCUAGCAUUAAUGCCCAACAUUUUGGUUUGUAA
Molecule: messenger RNA, 618 nt
Organism: Neltuma alba
Lineage: Eukaryota; Viridiplantae; Streptophyta; Magnoliopsida; Fabales; Fabaceae
Exons: 1
Coding region: 1-618 (205 amino acids)
Source: RefSeq, a predicted model, not a curated record